Molecule: messenger RNA, 1953 nt
Organism: Histoplasma capsulatum G186AR
Lineage: Eukaryota; Fungi; Ascomycota; Eurotiomycetes; Onygenales; Ajellomycetaceae
Product: C-5 cytosine methyltransferase DmtA
Exons: 2
Coding region: 1-1953 (650 amino acids)
Cellular component (GO): nucleus
Molecular function (GO): methyltransferase activity
Source: RefSeq, a predicted model, not a curated record
AUGGUUCGAAUACUCCCAGGUCGCGAGCCCUGUCUCCUCUCUACUCUAUCCCCAAGGUCCCGCCGCCGACGUUGUCUGCAACUGCAUGGUCAAGACCAUUCCCAACCUGGCCGCCCAUCUACCAUUGUACUAGAUGAGAGUGACAGCACUGACACCAUUGAGGAUGAGGAGGAGGAGGGGUGGGAGGGGCGAGAGAGAGAUUUCACCGCAAGAUAUAGCGAGGAUGACUUCGUGGACGACGAGCAAUGGCCGCAGAUCCUCUCCAAUUUCACAGCUAACAUCACCCCCUGCCUCAACCAUACUGAAUCUUUUGAAGUGAAAGAAGUCAUCCCAGAAUUCGUGUCUGAGGGUAGAACAUAUAAAGCUGGCAAAUCCGUGGAGCUGCGGGAUGGCACCUUUCUCCGCAUCUUGGAGAUUGUGAGGGGGAUGGCCGGCGAGAUAUCGCUGAGGGGCUGGCGGCUUCAGCGACAGGAUUCCAUGAAUGGGCUAAUGCCUGAGCACGUCAACGAGUUGUGCUGGAUUGUGAACCUUUCCGCGCAGCAGACCACUCAGGUUGAUGAGGUGGGCUUGCACGAAGUCAAGGGCUUGAGGAUCGUGCGUUUUACAAAUACAUCUUAUCCGAUGUUAGUUCCUCGGGGUGAUAAAGACAGUUUUGCGACAGAGGCUGAGCGCAGGCAAGAGGGGAUUCUGUUCUGCCGCUCCAAAUACAUUAGGGUGUGGGUCACUCCUACUUCCACUUCCACGACAUCUUCCCGCAAACGACGCAUGGAAGAGCAAGCCAUUCAAUUCCUCGCUCCACAUGAGGCAGACGCUGGCUAUGCUGUUGACACUAGCACGCUACGAUUCCGCUGGAGAGGUGAAACUCAACCAGGGGGUAGCUAUGCCACUCAAAAAAUUUCACCACUCGUCGAUCUUUCGACAAACACUCCAACAAUUCUAGGCGGGACUUCAAAAAUAAUCCGGCAGUAUACAUUCGGUGAUGGCUUUUGUGGUGCGGGUGGUGUUUCCAGAGGUGCAUUGCAAGCAGGCCUUCGCCUGAAUUGGGGAUUUGAUCAUUCAGUAUCAGCCAUGGACUCAUUUCGGCUGAAUUUUGAGACUGCAAUUGGAUAUACAUCCGAUGUGGCAGAUUUCCUUGCUAGCAGCCACACUGAAAUAAUGGUUGAUAUUUUGCACUUUUCCCCUCCUUGCCAGACAUUUUCACCUGCAAAAACAGUUGCAGCUGCCAUGGAUGAAGAUAAUGAAGCAUGUAUCUUCUGCACGCGCGAAUUACUGGAGGCGACGAAGCCCAGGGUUGUGACUAUGGAGGAAACAGCAGGUUUGCAACAGAGGCAUGAAGAAUUCCUUUUCGCAACAAUACAUUCCUUUGUGGAACUGGGGUAUUCUGUCCGUUGGAAGUUACUGAAUUGUCGGGACUAUGGAGUGCCCCAGAGCCGUCAGCGGUUGGUUAUUUUGGCGUCGGGACCCGGUGAACCCCUACCGCCCUUCCCAAAGCCAACGCACACCUCUCCCAACACCCAAAUAAACACCACUAUCAGCACUGCUCUCCUUCCCCCUUUCCGCACCAUCCACGACGCAAUCUCCAAAAUCCCCCCUCAUCACCCAGACCACGACAUCCAAUAUGCUCGCAGCCGUCCCCUGAACCGGCCAACUUAUGACCCACACACCCAAGCGAGGACGAUAACCUGCAACGGGGGCGAGAAUUACCACCCAAGCGGCACACGCGGCUUCACUUACCGCGAGCUUGCAUGCCUGCAGACGUUCCCGCUCGAGCAUCGGUUUUGUGGGAAGAGUGUCAAAAGGCAGAUUGGGAAUGCAGUGCCGCCGAUGCUGGGGAAGGCGAUCUUUUUGGUGGUGAAGAGGGCGCUGGAGCGCGUUGAUGGGGUUAAUGGUGGUGACUACGGUGGUGGUGAUGGUAGUAUCGACAUUGUAGGGGAGGUGGUGGAAAUACUGUGA